AUCACCCCACAACCAGCGAGUCGGAUGCUUCGCCGCGUCCUCGCCGUCGCCGCCUUGGCCGCCGCCGUCUCUGCGCAGACCACCAACGCAACGCUCUCGCCCGCUUCCGAGGCUGCUACUUACUCGGGCUGGGACGCCGCCCUUUCGAUCGCCGGCCUCCUCUACAUCUUCCUCGGCCUCGCGAUCGUGUGCGACGACUACCUCGUGCCGGCGAUCGAGACGCUCUGCGAGAAGCUCAAGAUCCCGGAAGAGGCCGCGGGCGCAAGCUUCCUCGCCUUUGGCAGCGCGGCGCCCGAGAUCCUCCUCAACGCGGUCGCAACCGCCGAGGGCCAGAUCGAGUCGAUGGAGUCGAGCUUGUCGGCGAUCCAGGGCUCGGCCAUCAUCGCCUUUGCGCUCAUCCCCGCGCUCUGCGCGCUCGUGUCGCCGACGCCGCUCGCUGUCUCGUGGGGCCCCGUCGUGCGCGACUCGCUCGCGUACAUCUUCAGCCUCGGCGCGCUCGUCUACAUCAUGGUCGACUCGGUCGUCUCGGCGUGGAACUCGGCGCUUCUCUGUAGCAUCUACGUGCUGUACAUGCUCGCGAUCUUUGUGCCCAUUUGGAUCCGCGCGCAGCAUCCCAUGGAGGGCGACGACGCCCACAACUUUACGACGCCGGCGGGCAAGGACGCCCACAUGCUCGACCAAGCACUGCACCCGGCGCACCCGCUCUUGCCAACGACGUACGGCACCACCGACAUGACGACCGACGAGACGACUCCCGCGUCGACCAACUGCGUCGUCGAAGCGCUGCUCCAAGUCGUGGACCUCGCGUCGCGCCCGUACCGCAUCCUCUUUGCGUACACGCUGCCCGAGUGCAACGUCGAGUCGCCGACGCGGGCGUACUACCCGCUCACGCUCGUGCUCUCGAUCACGUACGUCGCGCUCUUCUCGGCCGGCGCGCUCCUCCUCACGCGCAUUCUGAGCACGAGCUUGCACCUCUCGACGGCCGUUGCCGGCGUCACGCUGCUUGCGCUUGGCGCGCAGAUCCCGGAUGCGAUCGCGUCGGUCGCGCUGGCCCGUGCGGGGCACGCGGACGCGGCCGUCUGCAACGCGGUCGGGUCCCAAGUCAUCAACGUCACGCUCGGCAGCGGCUUUCCGUGGCUCAUGUACAACUUCCUCCACGGCACGAUUGCGCUGCCGUUCCAGAACGAGUCGGUGCUCUGGAAGUGGCUCGCGGCCAUCAUUUUCACCUACUUGGUGCUCAACUUUCGCGGCGUCAUUUGCGCGUGCUGCACGAAAUCCAAGGGCUUCUUCAUCGGCCUGAGCCCCCGCGACGGCAUUGCGCUCCUCGUCGUGUACGUCAUCUGCAACGUCUACCUCGUCUGGACCUUGUAG
This is a messenger RNA of Saprolegnia parasitica CBS 223.65, 1371 nucleotides long. RefSeq lists its product as hypothetical. Lineage: Eukaryota; Oomycota; Saprolegniomycetes; Saprolegniales; Saprolegniaceae. Gene Ontology annotation, biological process: intracellular calcium ion homeostasis; calcium ion transmembrane transport. The coding region runs from base 25 to 1371 and encodes 448 amino acids. Gene Ontology annotation, molecular function: calcium, potassium:sodium antiporter activity; calcium channel activity. The record is from RefSeq and is a predicted model, not a curated record. The transcript is spliced from 3 exons. Gene Ontology annotation, cellular component: membrane.